GCUAUCUGUCCCUGUAGCUGCCCGACUUGUUAGUUGGCCGGCUGAAGUCGCAGGGGGAGUGAGGGUUAAAGGCGUCCGACGUUUCAAACUCAGACAGAGAAGUGCUGUCAUUCACAUUACAGAAUUUACCACAAGCACUUAUCAAAGGAAAUGCCCUUUCUUGUCUUUGAAGAUACCCACUGUAACAGACCCUCCCUCCCUGAGAGCCGGGCCCCUCUGGAUGACAGAGCUGGGAGCAGAGACGGGUCUGUGUCUGGUUCCAGCAGCAGCGUCCAUGCCCAGCAGUCCAGCUACUCCCUCCCCACUGGAUGGAUUGGUAUGGGGAGAAGCGGACCUCACAGCACGGUUAAGCGGCAGCUUUGGGACUGUGUAACGUUGACGAUGGUCCUGCUCUCUCUGCUGUUCCGACCAGCUCACUGCCAGCAGUGCCGAAUCCAGCGUUGUAAUGCAGAGUACGUGGCGUCUACCUCACCUGCUAGUGGACUUCAGGAGGACGUGGCUCAGGACGUGGACUACUGCAUCGCCCUCAGGGCCUAUGCACUGUGCACCCGGCGGCAGGCCCGCAGCUGCAGGGGCGACCUGGUCUACCACUCGGCUGUUUUCCGCAUUAAGGAGUUAUUCUCUCAGCAUAACUGCUCCAGCGACGGGCCCACCUCCUCUGCCAAGGUCCCAAGCACGGCUCGCCCGGCCGUGUCGGAGCUCUGCGACUACGAGACUCGGAUUCUAUCAUCGGGCCUGGCGGGCCAACAGAAGAAGUAUGCCCACUGUGGAUUAUUCGGAGACCCGCACCUAAGGACUUUCAGAGAUGAGUUCCAGACCUGCAAGGUGGAAGGGGCGUGGCCUCUGAUCGAUAACCGCUUCCUGUCAGUGCAGGUGACCAACGUGCCUGUUGUCUUAGGUUCCAGUGCAACAGCAACCAGUAAGAUCACAGUGAUCUUCAAGUCGUACCAUGGCUGCACAGAGCAGAAGGUGUACCAGGCGACUACUGAAGACCUGCCCAUGGCCUUUCAGGACGGGACUCGGAGCGGCGGCAAGAGCAGCAGCCUGAGCAUCGCCGAGAGAGGCAGCUCCGGCGUGGGCCGGGAAGUGAAGAUACAAGCCCGCUACAUCGGCACCUCAAUCAUCAUCAGGCGGGUGGGGAUCUACCUUACCUUCGCCAUCCGCAUGCCAGAAGAGACUUUGGACUUUUCUGAGGACAACGGUGGUCUGCAGCUGUGCUUACACGGCUGUCCACGCAACGAGCGCAUCAAAGAGCACACGCUGAGCCACCACGGCCAGCAGCCCAGCCUGCAGGGCACCAACGCAGAGCACGGGCCUCUGCGGCCUCCCAGCCAGGUCUACACGGUGGAGCGGGCCACGGCCAAGUGUAGGAAAACCCUCCAGGUGGAAGACGUGUACUUCCAGUCCUGUGUUUUUGACUUGCUAACCACAGGAGACCCCGAGUUCUCAAUGGCAGCCUAUGGCGCUUUGGAGGAUUUAAAGGCGCUGCCGCCCAGUAAACUGAAGCAGAAUUUCCCGAGGACUCCUCAUGUUUAUAGCCGGGGAGCGCCACAGACGCUGGCUGCGACUGCAGCGCACAGCUCCAUGCUCACACUCCUGCUCUGCAUUCUGCUGCUGUUGUAAGAAGAAAAAUAAUAACGUUUUUUUUUGUUGUUUUUUGGUUAAAGAAAGUGGAGCAUGAACAUAAACAGGUCAUGGAAGCAUUUACCAGCUUGAGGAAAGCGUGAUGAGCACAGACGUGUUGUGUUGAGAUAAUUGUUGUCUUUUAUUUUUUUAUUAUUAUUUUGAUCGGGAGGUGUGAUGCAAAUGUUAUAAUCUUUACUGUUUUUUGUCAUUUGAAGGAUUUCUCAUUCGUUCUCUUCUUUUCAUAAGUGAUUUAUACAUGAAUUGCAUCAUUUGAAAUGGAAAAAAAACCCACUUGGACAAUUUUAAUUGGUUUAUCACACUCUUUAAGUUAAAUCUACAGCUGCAUUGUCUGACCUCAAGGGAGCUAAACAAAAUAUUUUUUGUAAAUAUCUAAUUUUACUGAGGACGUACGCAAUCUCUAAACACUCCAGUAUUGGUGAAGCUGAAUGUCACUCCCUACAGUAUGUAUACUGUUUUUUUUUUGUUUUCUCUUCUCAACGAACAGUAAUGUGGCUUCUACGACCUGUAUAAUCCAGUAAUAUCAGUAGCACUUAACAGUUUUUUAGCAGCACGUUUUGUGUAUUUGAAUAUUAUCUUAAAUUUUCAGAAAUUCGCAAACAGAAUACACAGGAUCCAACAACUGUAUAUAAAAACUACCUACUCUUAAAGAAUGACACAUCACUGUCCUUUCAGCUCUCAUUUUCUGUGAAACACUCCCUCUUCAAGCUGCUCGGCUUCCAGUUUUAAAGGUGAAACACAAAUCUUCAUAUAAUAUAUUAAGAGUGUAUAUAUGUGUUUUAUAUUAUGUAAAUGUUCCUUUGUAUAGAUGUUUUAACUGUAAUACGUUUUACAUAUGUUGUCUAGUAGAUUAUUUUGAGAAAACUAAUAUGUGUCGUGCUGUAUCUUUGUUCUGUAUUAAAGUGGUGGAAACCUC
Molecule: messenger RNA, 2560 nt
Organism: Cololabis saira (Pacific saury)
Lineage: Eukaryota; Metazoa; Chordata; Actinopteri; Beloniformes; Belonidae
Gene: rgmd
Product: RGM domain family, member D
Exons: 5
Coding region: 151-1623 (490 amino acids)
Biological process (GO): BMP signaling pathway
Cellular component (GO): plasma membrane
Molecular function (GO): coreceptor activity
Source: RefSeq, a predicted model, not a curated record